AUGGCCACCGAUACUGUCACGCCCGAGGUCCUCUGGGCUCAGCGCUCGUCCAAGGAUGACGCCGAGAAGAACUUCAUUUACCUGACCAUCCGCGUACCGGACGUGCCCAAGGAGAACCUCAAGCUGGAGCUCAAGCCGACAUCCCUGAGCUUCACGGGCCACUCGGAUACUCUCAAGAAGACAUACCAUGUCGACCUCGAGUUCUACGCCGAGAUCGACCCCGAGAACAGUAAGGUGCAUCACACUGCCCGCGACGUCGAGAUGAAGCUGCGCAAGAAGGAGCUCAACGAGAGCUACUGGCCCCGUCUGCUCAAAGACACCAAGAAGGCCCACUUCCUCAAGACCGACUUCGACAAGUGGGUGGAUGAGGACGAGCAGAACGAGGCGGGCGAUGAUGACUUUAACUUUGGCAAUAUGGGCAAUGACUUCGGUGGCCUUGACUUCUCCAACCUCGGCGGCUCCAGCUCAAAGGACGAAGACGAGGACGAGUCGGACGACGACAUGCCGCCACUGGAGGGUGAGGACGAAGAGGAGGAGAAGAAGGACGGUGAGAAGGAUGGCGAGAAGAAGGAGGAGCCCAAGGUGGCUGAAGAGAUGACAACGGACGCCAAGGAGGUGGUUGUCUCGUAA
Thermochaetoides thermophila DSM 1495 is the source of this 630-nucleotide messenger RNA. Its product is annotated as putative Co-chaperone protein. The record is from RefSeq and is a predicted model, not a curated record. Gene Ontology annotation, molecular function: Hsp90 protein binding; protein-folding chaperone binding. Gene Ontology annotation, cellular component: cytosol; nucleus. Bases 1 to 630 code for a protein of 209 amino acids. Gene Ontology annotation, biological process: chaperone-mediated protein complex assembly; protein folding. Lineage: Eukaryota; Fungi; Ascomycota; Sordariomycetes; Sordariales; Chaetomiaceae. The transcript is spliced from 3 exons.